Molecule: messenger RNA, 5018 nt
Organism: Pipistrellus kuhlii (Kuhl's pipistrelle)
Lineage: Eukaryota; Metazoa; Chordata; Mammalia; Chiroptera; Vespertilionidae
Gene: PRKCA
Product: protein kinase C alpha
Exons: 18
Coding region: 301-2316 (671 amino acids)
Biological process (GO): protein phosphorylation
Molecular function (GO): zinc ion binding; diacylglycerol-dependent serine/threonine kinase activity; ATP binding
Source: RefSeq, a predicted model, not a curated record
CGCCUCUGCCGCCGCCGAGAGUAGGAAGCGCGAGAGCCGGGCGCCCGGCUGUCAGUGAGCGUGGGGCCAGCCAGCGAGUGAGCGGCUCCGCUCCGCGCCGCGCCGCGCCGCUCCGCCCGACUCUCCCCGGCCGCCGCCGCCGCCGCCGCCGCCGCGCCUCCUCACAGGGACCGCCGCCGCCGCGCCCCUCGCCCCUCGCCGGGGUCGCCCGUGCCCCGCCGCUCCGCCCCCGCCCGCCCACCCGGCCCUCCCGGGCUGCAGCUCCCCGGCGGCGGCGGCAAGAGGUGGUUGGGGGGGACCAUGGCUGACGUUUUCUCGGCCAACGACUCCACGACGCCUCUGGACGUGGCCAACCGCUUCGCCCGCAAAGGGGCGCUGAGGCAGAAGAACGUGCACGAGGUGAAGGACCACAAAUUCAUCGCCCGCUUCUUCAAGCAGCCCACCUUCUGCAGCCACUGCACCGACUUCAUCUGGGGGUUUGGGAAACAAGGUUUCCAGUGCCAAGUUUGCUGUUUUGUGGUUCACAAGAGGUGCCAUGAAUUUGUUACUUUUUCUUGUCCGGGUGCGGAUAAAGGACCCGACACGGAUGACCCCCGGAGCAAGCACAAGUUCAAAAUCCACACCUACGGGAGCCCCACCUUCUGCGACCACUGUGGGUCGCUGCUGUACGGGCUCAUCCACCAGGGGAUGAAAUGCGACACCUGCGACAUGAACGUGCACAAGCAGUGUGUGAUCAACGUGCCCAGCCUCUGCGGGAUGGACCACACGGAGAAGAGGGGCCGCAUCUACCUGAAGGCGGAGGUCACGGACGAGAAGCUCCACGUCACGGUACAAGAUGCGAAAAACCUAAUCCCCAUGGACCCAAAUGGGCUUUCAGACCCAUACGUGAAGCUCAAACUCAUUCCCGAUCCCAAGAAUGAAAGCAAACAGAAAACCAAGACCAUCCGCUCCACACUGAACCCCCAGUGGAACGAGUCCUUCACGUUCAAAUUGAAACCUUCGGACAAAGACCGGCGGCUGUCCAUAGAGAUCUGGGACUGGGACCGGACGACCAGGAACGACUUCAUGGGGUCCCUUUCCUUCGGCGUUUCGGAGCUGAUGAAGAUGCCGGCCAGUGGAUGGUACAAGCUGCUGAACCAGGAAGAAGGGGAGUACUACAACGUGCCCAUUCCCGAAGGGGACGAGGAGGGGAACGCGGAGCUCAGGCAGAAGUUCGAGAAAGCCAAGCUCGGCCCCGCUGGGAACAGAGCGUACGGCCCCUCGCCGGACAGGAGACUUUCCAACAACCUGGACCGCGUGAAGCUCACCGACUUCAACUUCCUCAUGGUGCUGGGAAAGGGCAGUUUUGGGAAGGUGAUGCUGGCCGACAGGAAGGGCACGGAAGAGCUCUACGCCAUCAAGAUCCUGAAGAAGGACGUGGUGAUCCAGGACGACGACGUGGAGUGCACCAUGGUGGAAAAGCGCGUGCUGGCCCUGCUGGACAAGCCCCCGUUCCUGACGCAGCUGCACUCCUGCUUCCAGACCGUGGACCGGCUGUACUUCGUCAUGGAAUACGUCAACGGCGGCGACCUCAUGUACCACAUUCAGCAAGUAGGGAAGUUUAAGGAGCCACAGGCAGUAUUCUAUGCAGCAGAGAUUUCCAUCGGGCUCUUCUUCCUUCAUAAAAGAGGCAUCAUUUACAGGGACCUGAAGUUAGACAAUGUCAUGCUGGACUCGGAGGGGCACAUCAAGAUCGCCGACUUCGGGAUGUGCAAGGAGCACAUGAUGGAUGGCGUCACGACCAGAACCUUCUGUGGGACCCCAGAUUACAUCGCCCCAGAGAUAAUCGCUUAUCAGCCGUACGGGAAGUCUGUGGACUGGUGGGCCUAUGGCGUCCUGUUAUAUGAAAUGCUGGCUGGGCAGCCUCCGUUCGACGGUGAGGAUGAGGACGAGCUCUUCCAGUCCAUAAUGGAGCACAACGUUUCUUACCCCAAAUCCCUGUCCAAGGAGGCCGUCUCCAUCUGCAAGGGACUGAUGACCAAGCACCCGGGCAAGCGGCUGGGCUGCGGGCCCGAGGGCGAGCGGGACGUGCGCGAACACGCCUUCUUCCGGAGGAUCGACUGGGAGAAGCUGGAGAACAGGGAGAUCCAGCCGCCCUUCAAGCCCAAAGUGUGCGGCAAAGGCGCGGAAAACUUCGACAAGUUCUUCACCCGCGGGCAGCCCGUGCUCACGCCUCCCGAUCAGCUGGUCAUCGCUAACAUCGACCAGGCCGACUUCGAAGGGUUCUCGUACGUCAACCCCCAGUUCGUGCACCCCAUCUUACAGAGCCCCGUAUGAAGCUCGCCUGCGACCACAAACGCCCCCCCCCGCCCCCGCCCCGCCCCACCCCUUCCCCGCCGCGGGACAUGACCGCCACCCUGACACUGCGAGGCCCAGGCCUCCCUUCUCGUUCCAGACGGAGGCCAGCAAGACCCUCCGGUGGUUAGUCCACACGUGACCUCUCGGAGGUCAGGGCCUCUCUCUGAGAACCAAGAACCGUAUCUUAGCGGAAGAGAACCAGAGCUCCGUGUCCAGUCUCAUCAUGGUGUAGAGGCCGCCUCCGGCCGCAGGGUCCCCUUCCUGGAAAGCAAACAGACUCUUGCCUCUUUUUGGUACGAUUUGAUAUAUUUCCCCCUCCCGUCCUGUCCGUCGGCGUUCACCAUCAGCAUCCUGCCCCCUCACCCCCACCCCAACCAGAGAUGCGGGCUGGAUAGGGCCCCACCCACCCAGGCGCCUUGGGAAGGAGCCGGGACCCCCGAGAGGAGAGGAGAGGGCGAGCCGGGAGGGUGGGGAAGCUGUUCCGUUCCCAGGGCUUCCAUCAAGGUCGCUGGUGCAGAAGAAACGCUGCUGGCUGGCCCUGGAGAGCAAGUUUGUUUCCAGGGACUUAGCCUGGUCCUCACAGAGCAGCUCCCAAAUGCCAGCAGCAUCCUCACCAGCUGUGUCCUGCGUGGGAGUGGCUGAGCCCAAACCACCCACCUGCCCUGGAAGCCAGCGGGUCACACCUUCUCCCCCGGGCGCCGCCAAGCACAGGGCACAGGGCAGCCGGCGAGGUUGGGGGAGUCACCAAAACUAACAGUGGCCCCCGCCUGAUCCCACUUGGCAAGGGGAGUUUGAUUUCUGUUUUUAGGGGGUUUUGCUGGGAUUUACUUUCUCUCUGCUGCAGAGAGGAGAAAGCAAGCGUCUUACGUUUUUAGAAGAAGCAGGAAGUCACUGCCCCUGACAGUCCUUCUCUCACUUGGGUCUUGCAUGCGCCGUUCACGCCAUUUCCCCGUUUCUCUAAAACCCGGCGAGGGGGGAGUGCUCCCCCACCGAGCACACCAAAUCAUCGGGAUCUCGACACAGGUGGGCGCUGAGCCAGGGCCCUCCAGGGCUGGGGGAGCAGCGACUGCCGACAGGUUGUGGAGGAAGGGGACAGGGUUGUAGGGCCUGCGCCCCAGCCUGACAGCGAGCUGGGAAGUAUUUUAAACACCUUCUUCUCAAGUGCUCGGGUGGCAGGAAACCGGGGAAGGUUCCCUGAGGUGGACAUGGAUGAAAGCCGUUGUCACGGUGACCACAGCCCCGUGAAUUCUGUGAUGCCCUGGACCCUGGGAGGGUUCCCUGUGCCUCUGCCUGUGAGCAAGUGCCCGUCAGUCACCCUGGAGGCAGGACUCGGUCAUCCAACAGCCUUACGACGCCCCUACACUAAGGCCCACGGGUUCCAAAGACCUUUUUUAAAAAACCUUAAGACAUUAACUCCACGAGAACAACUGGGCGUGCUGGGCUCUUUGUACUUUUUUAUAGAGAACUUUAAUAACUCCAGCCUUCUUUUAAAAUGAGUUUUUAAAAUAAAACCACUGACAAUUUGAUAAGACUCCCAUCACGCGCUCCCUGCGAGGGCCCAGCGGUGGGCAGCUGGAGCAGCCCCCACCUGCACUCCCAUGCGACCUCCUCAGAAUGACAGAAAGUCCAGGUGGAGCAUCUGGCAGACGGACACUCUCCGAAUUUGUCACAGACCCUGGGGACAGCCGUCUACGACCUAGGAACUCAUAGGCCCUCAAAAGAUGGCUUCCUUGUCCCUCUCCAGAUGCAGCCCUCGGAUAGCUCCCAGGGUCCCUGAGCCUUCUCCUUGCUCUGCAUGGCUCUGAGACCACCCUUUGGCGGGAGAGAGGAUGCUUCCUCAGCUCUGUCUCCAGUCCCCGGGGGUCCCCAGGCCCCUCACACUCGGUGAAACGUCAGAGAUGUCCCCUAGGGACUCUGCUCACCGGGCAGCUCAGACACAGGUCAGCAUCCCUGAGAAGGAAGAGGCAGCACCUGGUGCCCCGGCUUUGUGCAAAGUCCUUUCCUGUGUGCGUGGACAGGGCCCCCCUUUUCAGAAAAUAACUAUCCAGUCCACUUUAUAAGAACCUUUUCUUCUACGAUAAGACAGAGGGUGGCUUCGCGCUUUCAGACUAGACAGCGGCGUCCACGUCUCCCCUGCGUAACCCUGGAGGGGUGCCGGGAGGGUCCGCAGCGUGUGCUGAUGCCCCUCCCGGGAGAAUCCGUUCUUUCCCCGCGGGGGCCAGUGGGCACGAAGUCACCCAUGAAGACGGUAAUCCUUUUAGGUCCAAAGGGUCUAAAAACUCACCUCGUAUUCCCUUCUCUUAGGGUAUUUCAGAAUAACUUUUCUAGAUGGUCAGAAACAUUUGAAAUCAUUGCUUUUGCUACGUAAUUUCAUGUGUGUGUGUGUGUGAAGGACCUGCCAUGUGUGAAGCGUUCAUUGGAAACCGUCGCGUAAGACCCCAGGUUCGCGUGAAGGAGGAAGACAGAGAAAGGGGCAGAGGUUUCUCUCUUCUGUAUCAGCACCUGCCGACAGCUGUAGGCCGUCCGCUGCCUGCUGGCACUGGGGGUAUCGCGGGCGAGAUGAAUGUACAAAUUACUGCAUUGCUUUCCUCGAUUCAUAUGACCUCUAACCUUUGUUUGCAUGACAUGCUUUGUUAGGUACAUUAUUAAGUGUGUAUGAAUAAAUAUAAUGAUCAUUCCUU